Eleginops maclovinus (Patagonian blennie) is the source of this 3066-nucleotide messenger RNA. It is a transcript of the gene jhy, whose product is annotated as junctional cadherin complex regulator. The coding region runs from base 122 to 2272 and encodes 716 amino acids. The transcript has 8 exons. NCBI's taxonomy places the organism in Eukaryota, Metazoa, Chordata, Actinopteri, Perciformes, Eleginopidae. Gene Ontology annotation, biological process: axoneme assembly. The record is from RefSeq and is a predicted model, not a curated record.
CCAUGGUUACUGUUGUGGAGUUGUGGCAGGAAAACAGUUGCAGUGUUACCAAGCUGCUGCCAUUAUCACCAAUAUAGAUGAUCCAUACUCCACAAAGCACACGUUCCAUCUACAAAAAGGCAUGGAUAAAGACCUAAAAAAUGAAAAGACAUCUCAAGAGUGGAAGACUGAGCAAGAUAAGCAUCCUUCCCUGAGACACCAGUGGGACUCAGUGGCGUCGGACACAGAGAGCCUGGCCCAGGAGAGAGCCUACCAGCAGCAGCUACACAUGCAUAUGAUCCGCCACAACCAAAACAAAUACACACUGCCUCAAAAGCAAAAUGCAGACAGCUCACAGCAGGGAUAUCAAGAGGAUGAAGAUGCAAGUGAUGAUGAAGCUGAAGGUGUUCAAGUCGUUGAUAGUCUUAAUGUAGCAGAACACCACCAUGCCGAAAGGAGCCCUGCCCUGACACAGACUGAGUAUUUGGACACGCAAACGAAUGAAAAAGAAGGAACUAGCCAGCGGUUCACCCAGGAUUCCUAUUCCGACCUACGCUAUGACCCUAACUGGAGGACCAACCUGAGGGGAGCCAGCCGCUUCGAUGACAGUUCACAUAUUUCUUUUGAGGAAUAUCAUCAAGCCCCUAAAGAGAAAUCCAGUCAGUCAUGUGGUGACAGACAGGGACUUGUAAUUAAAGGAGGAUACAGAUACAUCAACUCAUGUCAAGCUGUUGCAGUGAUUCUUCAAAUGGCUGGUGAUGAGUCUGAGCCAUACUGCCUACACCCACAAAACGGUCAGACUGGCUCAGUUACAACUCCCCACCAUAACAACCAUGACCUGGAACCUCCAUCACCUGAGGCUGACCAUUCAAAGCCACCCUGUGGCAAAGAUGUACUGAAAGGAUUCAGAAGGACAAGUGUAAAUAGUUGUGACAAUGCAGGGGAAAAUAGGAGACGGUCUACUGAGCGCAGCGAGGAUGCUACGUAUAUCCAAAGUAAGUCCUACUUCCUGCAGGAACUGAAAAGCAGACAAGGAGGAACAACUCAAAUACAGCAAAUGAGCACUUCCAAAUACCACAAGGCUUCAUUGAACAAAAAGCUAGAAAGUCUUGCAGAGGACAUUGUGGAACGCAACAAAGUGACCCUGGGGUGCAAUCCCUCCAAACGUGGCUCCUAUGUGAGUGUUUAUGCACUGAAGCAGGAGAUGCCUCAUAAAGUCAAUAAGUUCACCCGGAUCAGUGAAGAAAAGAAAACCCAGUGGAAAGAAUACCCCAACUGCCCUCAGCAGCAGCAGCAGCAGCAGCAGCUCCCACCUUCCCCGGGGGUCAAGGCUGAGUGGGGAGACUGUCUGAGCUCCGCAUUUGCAACACCAGCCGCUGAAACUCAGACAAAUCCUCUGAGGACAUCUUCCCCACAUCUUCUGCUGCCCAGCAUCCACCGCAACAUUAACCUCAACACUUCCCAUCUCUGUGCUUUCAUCCAGCGGAGGGGCCAGGAUGACAUCAUCAAUUUAACAUCUCCUCACUGGAGCCCCCCAUCUGAAGUUGAACUUGCCUUUUUCCCUGGAUGUCGACAAACUAAUCACCAGCGAAACCUUAAGAGCAGCCCUGAACAAUGGCAAAGGACAACUGCACUCAAGUGGCCACUAUCCUGUGAAGGGGAGCAGAAGAAGGCUCCAACUGAGGUCCACACUAACCUUCCCAGGACCCCCAGCACCACUUUGUCCCUGGGCUCGGGCUCAGGCCUCACAGUUCUGCCCCCUAUAAGAGAGUCAGAGGCAGGAAGAGAGUCUGAGCCGAGCCCUGGGAACACAGAGUCCCCCUUCCACACUGACGGAUACCUACUGCAGCUGGAUAGACAGAAGCAGCUCAGGACCAGAGCCACAUACAAGGCAUACAGUCUCAAAGACUACAAGCAGCUGAAGUCAGAUGUAAAUCUGCGGGGCCUGGGCCCUGACUACAAAGCAGUUGAACAGACAGCUGAGAAAAUGAAACGACAGAAGCUGUAUUCAAAUGUGAUCCGCGAGCAGAACAAAAACACAAGUAGGAUCCCCUUUCUACUGGCCAAGGACCCGGAAGGCAGCGACAAGAAAGUUCCCAGGAUGAAGGCAUUGGAAUAUGCCAAGACAAUAGCCAAACCUGUUCCGUCUCAGCCCAAACAGAGAGAGCAGCAGUCCGAAGGCUCCACUGAGCGCGCUCCGUACCCGCAGCUGGCCACACUGGAAGUCCUUCGAAAGCGGCAUGAAGAAGAAAAGCAGGCUGUGGCCCUCUUCAGAAGAGUUCAUGCUAUCUGAAGCAAGGUGCAUUCCAAAUAAACAGGAGGCCCUGCUGCCACUGAUAUAUGAUAGAUGAGACACCUUUUUCAAAAUAUUUAUCAAAAGAUAGAUAAAUAUCAUUUCUGAAAAGAUUGGCUGCCUUAGUUUUUACAUUUUACAGAGCUUACAUUUUGGAAGUCAAUGUAGCCAUUUGUAACCAUUUUUGGAACUAGGCAAAGACAAAGCACAACAUAGAAUCAACUACUGACACCUUAAGUUCUAGAAGUGUUCUCUAUAAAAAGGAAGGAGCCGUUUAUUUGGAACUGUGUCUACUGACUGUCAGAGGAGCUGCAGUGUAAAGCACUCUGAUAUUACCUCUCUCCAGCGUAGUAAUGUGUACAGUUAAAGUUCGGUUCAGCCUGGGGACUGUUGCAUGGUGACACGUUAUUCAUGGUAGAGCAGAUUACUCUUUAAUGACAUUUCCCUGACAGUGACACAGUCACAGGGAGGACUUAAAAUGGCGAUGCUUUGUUGCAAAAUGCUAAAUAAAACCUAUCUUUAUAUUAUUUUCUUUGUACCAAAACAUGUGUAGCACCCGGGACACAUACUGUAUGUUCCAGUUACGGCAGUCUCUGCAACCCGUGGUGGUUGAAACAGUUGAUAUUUUAUAAAGCUGCACGUCAAUGAUAAUACAUUUUUGGCACUCAUUAUAUUUAUCAAAUACCCCCAAAGAGCAGCAGUGCACAAAUAAAUGUUCAUACUAUGGGAUGAACACUGUCUGACAUAUACAACCUGCUACAGUUCUUCUUCAGUGUGCUGAGACGAUUGAAUAU